UUGGACAACACCAACAACACCCUUCAGACCAUUUGAAACAUUGACUGAGUGGUCAAAAUCAAGCCACGUGGUGUUUCACUGCAUACAAACUAUAUAUCAAGAGAUUUGACUCGUUAACAGUGGCCGUAGUACCCCGCAGUAUGCCAUGUCACCUUUCAAUGUUGUGUGUGCCUUAUGGUCUGACUUUAUUUACUUGAAAUCCUAACAUCACCUCGAAUUUCCCAUCAUCAUCAUCAUACAACAGCAAUGUCUGACAACAUAUCAACCAUCUAUGCGAAGGCUGUGGCAGACGCCCAAAGAGCAGUUCAAUAUGUCCUCGAGAAUGCUCCAGGAGCAUAUGAAAGAGGGAAAGAUGCUGCCGCGAUUGCUGCUGCUAAGGUUCAACCUGCUCUUAACUCCGCUUUGGAGAAAACCCCAGUUCUCAUGGCAAGAUCCAGAAUAGCGGCAGAGCAGUUGUAUCAAGAUGCUCCCAGGCAUCUAAACACCGCGAAGGAUGUGGCAGGACAAUUAUAUCAGGAUGCUCCAAGGCAUUUAAACACCGCAAAGAAAGCGGGUAUCAAUGCUCUUGAGCAUCCUAGGCAUUCUGCAACAACAGCGUUAGCCACCUUGGGGCCUAUCGUUCGCAAGCACCCAUAUGCCAGUGUUUUUGGAGCCUGGGCAACACUAGCCGUGGUAUUCGGGCCCUUCUGGCCUAUUCGUGCUCUAUUGAGAGUGUUUGGAUUUGGUAAAGGUGUCUCUCCUGGAUCCAAUGCGGCAUCUUGGCAAUCUCGACAAGGAAACGUGCAACGCAAUUCAUGGUUUUCUUUAUUUCAAUCAUACGGAGAUAGAUUAAAUUAAGCUUGGGUCGUCAGUCUUUAAAAAUAAAUUCACGUUGAUACAAAGUUUAAGAGUCGUUUGUGAGAUCAAAUGAAAAGAUUUAUCUUGUAUUUGUCUCAUAAUAACUCUUCCCUGUUUGAGGACUCAUAGAUAAAUUCAGUUUGUUCCCGACUGUCUGAAUUUGUUUCUGCGUUUAUAUAUUUCCCUCUCGCUAUUCUUCUUUUAUAUUCUUCUGUCU
Molecule: messenger RNA, 1054 nt
Organism: Botrytis sinoallii
Lineage: Eukaryota; Fungi; Ascomycota; Leotiomycetes; Helotiales; Sclerotiniaceae
Exons: 2
Coding region: 247-837 (196 amino acids)
Source: RefSeq, a predicted model, not a curated record